CCCUCACUACCAAGAUGGCUGCUGCGUACCUUGAUUAUGAGGUGCAUUCCAACUUCAUCAACGUCGGCGCCGGCGACGGCUGCAUUCAUUUCUUGAUGAACAAGAAGACAAUCGAACGGGCAGUACUCAUCGAUGGCGGUGACGACGAGGCAGAGCAACCCACCCGCGAAUCAUUUGAAGCGCUGAGAAAAAUCUACAAGGGAAAGUUCAAGCUUGAUGCCAUCGUCAUCACACAUUGGGAUGGUGACCAUUAUCGCUCUCUGACCAGCGUCUUAUAUGAUGACUUCGUGAAGCACAAGGAGAAGUCGACCCUGAUAGAUGAGAACGCCGUCUUCUAUUGUCCAUGGACGGCUAUGAAUAAGAUGAACAAGAACACGAAGUGGAGAGUCGAGGACGAUACUCUUUAUUUCGUCGUCGGUACCACGUGGCAUCCAAUCUGCGCCGCCGUCACAAGCACAAACUGUAUUGGUUACGACCUCUUCACCAAUAAACCCAUUUACGAUGAACCGUCAAAGGAUUGGACGAGUGUUGCAUCCCUCACAGAUGUAUACAAGCUGCCGACGCUCAAGAAGCUCUUGAAGCCCAUAUUUCUUAUUGUCGGCAUAGACAACCAAUUCAUCGACGACGACCCCUGGGUGCCGCCCGUGAAGGCAUGGAAGACUGUUGGCAAGGGCGCACGGGUGAUCAACGGCGCAUCGCUCAUGGCCACGGUCAUUUGGCCGAGCGCCAUAGGCGAAUAUCGCGUGUCACUCUAUACGGGCGGUGAUGCUGAAGAAGGGUGCGAGAGGUGCCUCCUGGAAUGGAUGGAAAAAGGUCGCAAUCUACUGAAGAGGGAGGUUCGGCUUGACGUGGUCAAGAUGGGCCAUCAUGGCUCGCACUUUGCCCUCCCGGAGAGUAUCGUCAAGUUCCAGAACAAAGCAUUCGUCGUAUCAGCUGGCUCGAGGCAUGGCCAUCCCAGCUAUUCCGUGCUGUUCUAUCUUCUCGGCAUCGCGGAUAUGAUGAAGAACAAUGAUCCAAUGAAGAUCAGCCCCUUCCAUAUUUAUGGCACAAGGAAGCCCUACUGGAUGGAUAUAGACGCCAGCGAGUUGAGCAGAGUUCACUUCAAUGUGAAUACCAUCUUGAGCUACACCGGUGGUACGGCCGUCGUCUGGAAGUCAAUGUUAGAGGUGCUCAAGUUUACAAAGAAUGGAUCUGGUAACCUGACGCAGCUUCGAAAAGAGCUCAACGACUUGCUCCAGAACUCCGUGGGUGAAAGCAUGCGGCAUAUGAAGAAUCUCUUCUGGAUCGAAAAGGGGGGAGACCUCAGUGGACUGGCGACUGUCGCUGACGGCGAUACAAUACUAAAUCAAUUCGAGAACUGGACACCGCCGUCGAAACACACCCUCCUCAACCCCACGAGAGAGUACGCUACAGCUGUAAAGCAUGCCAGACAAAGGAUGCAGCAAAAGUGGGCGGAGCAUGGAUGCGAGCCGAAUUCUGAUCCCUCUAACAUCCGUUUCGUGGCGGUGAAGGCUAAUAGCUCCAAUGUUGUGUGCAAAAUCGUGAAGCAAGGAGCCAAUGCUAUCUGGGAGGACAUUGUUCAAACCUCGGCUCGGUCUGGCAAUUCCUUCGCCGGUCAGGCAUCUGAUCCCCACCGAUUCGGAGGGAAGAGGAAAGCUCAGAAGAAAAACAAUCUUCUGAUAUCCGUCUCUGCUACAGCGGGCCCAGAUGAUGAGAUUGAAGAGUGGACUCACGGGCUUCUCUUUGACGACAUCAAGAAAGCCCAGGACCAGCCUGGCAGCAAUUUCCCCAAGACAGGCCGCUUCGUCCGGCACCACCUCCUGGGCAACGCCUCAGAUGUUGCUCUCUGGCUAAAUCAGUGUUUCUCCGAUGCUGUCGCAUUCAAAGUCGGCGGAUCAAUUGAAGAAGACGGAAAAAUAGUGCUUGACAUGAUGGACAUCCUCAUCUCUCCUACUUUUCACAGUACUGGGACGCCAUCUUCCGAGCCAAUACGUCUCGCCUUCACCACUGAGCAACAUACGCGGAACGCCCAAUUCGGCGAAGCAGCAACCUCUCUGCCACAGACGGCUCUUGGCUUUGACAGGCGUCUACAGGGCUUUCUUUUUGCGUUGGACAAUUCUCAGACGACCGGCAACAUGACUCUUGCGCAGUUUUCUGAGCUCAUAGACUUUCCUCUUCCUCCUUUGGUGAAGGGCAUUCUUUCCAUGGUAAAGCUCCGUCCCGCUCCUGCGCGUUCAUUUUCUGGAACAAAGAUAUACGAGGGUCCCGACUGUCGCUCCGGCAUAUGGUUCAUGCCAUGUCACGAUUUACGUGUCAUCUUUCGGAUGGCCAUGGAGCUGGAUCACGGCGAAAGUUUAGAAGUAAGCACUUCUGAGAGUACUUCUGCUAUGGAGAAGUUGUUGGAAGGAAGCGGUCUUGCGAGCACGGUAUCCGAUGUCAUCAUCACCGGUACAAGUGUGUCUGAAGCUCUGUUGAACGAGUAUAAGAGGACGCGAUCAGUGCUGGGGCUUCAGGCAAAAUUGACCAUCAACACGAGCAAACAAGACUCGGCCUCCACAAAUCCGUUCGGUGGAUUUUCUGUAGCUGCAGGUAUCACUUUCACGAAUAGUGGAUUCGAAGUCAAGCUUGUUAUGCACGACAAAACAUCCGAUAUACUGUCCUCAUUGCUUCAAUGGUGCCAGAAUCUCAUCUCUCAAGAGUCUGUUGACCAGAACGCCACAUCGUUGUUUGAGACAUCGACGGAUGAUAUCGUGAGCUCCGUAAAGGACGCAUUUGGCACAAUCUUCAAGCACUUCAACAUUCGCAGCGUCAUCAUUGGCUUCGAAGGCGAAUCAGAUGACGGAACCUCCUCGUCAAGUGGCAUGCCUAAGCCCUCAUACUUUACUAUCAACAUCGAAACCACACUCCUUCAGAACGACAAAGUGCCCUUUUUAACCUCCUUGAGCUGGUCUCAAGGUGUAUAUUCCCUUUCCUGCGAGCUUUGGCAUGAUUCGUCUACUUUUGACAUAGCCGGUACUCCUCUCUCCAUCCAGCCUUACAGCGACUUGGGCAAUAUGUCGGCCAUAAACCCAAUGACCCGGGGCAGCGUUGGUUCGCUGUCAAUAAAAGAUCUCAUUGGCAAGCCGGACAUGGUGUUUCCAGCUGGUAUUCCCUCCGUUAUCAGCGAUGCCCGCCUCAAUAUGAGUUUCGGCGGUACGCGAAAGACGGUUUUCCUUGAAGGGGCCGUCGAGUGUCCGCCUAUAAGCCCUGAGAGGGGCAGCCUUCCUCCAGUGUUUCGCUUCAGUCAGCUUCAUGUAGCCCUGAAGCUGGCCUUUGCUUCCGGUGGGACCGAGUUUGACCUUGCAUUUGAGGCUGUGACCGAGGUUCGACUACCGAAGGGUUUCACACCAGAUGACUCUCAUGGCGUCGUGGACGAUGUCAUUGCUAUUGAAACCAGAGUUGAGUACAACAGAGAGCACUCGGACUCUUCUUGGACCAUAUCUGGAAAAGUCAAGAACCUCAAGAUGGCACACCUUUACGACUUGUUUGCAGCCGAUGGUUCCAAUGAUGCCAUUAGGGAUCUCAUGGGAGGUAUACACCUUGACUACGUAUUCUUGAGCUAUGAGUAUCACAAGAACCUUCCGGGCAGAUUCGAACUCGAUGGCGUCCUAGUUCUAGGCAGCCCAAACAAUGGCCUUGAGUUGAAGCUCGAAUACACGCACAUCGGCAAGGCGAAGAAUGGCGAAGAGCAAGAAGACAGCAGCUGGUUCUUCAGAGCUGGUGCUAUGGCUGCUAUGGACAAAGAGGGGCCCACUCCUGAAGAGAAGACGUUCAAGAUUGCUGCGCUUCUUGAGGGCCUGGUGGACGACGUCGACGACCUUCCGGAAGUUGUACACAGCAUGGAGAUACCUCUAUCAGCUUUAGAGGCCAAUCUUGCCUGCAGCCGCGUACCCGGAGCGAAAAAGGGCGAAAACCACGCGGUCUCUGCGCUUACAUUCACCCUAACUACGCAGAGUGGCAAGUUUGCUGUCACUCUGGCACAGGUUCGCUCAUAUGGUGGAAGCAAGGACAAAGACACCUCGAAGGUGGUGCCGGCACGACUCCUCCGUUUCUCCUUGUCCAACAUGAACAGUAUCCAGGUACCGGUCGUUGGCGGCACAACACCACCCUUUGAUCAGGUUGGUGUCGUCUGGACAAACCGCGACAUAAGUCCCGCCGAGAUUGCAGUGCUCAAUGAGCAUGUGUUUACAAAUGAGCCGUUGUUGGUAAAGACACCUUCAGGUGACACCGGACCAGAUGCCAGUGACAAAGGUCUUCUACAGAAAGGCUUCCACUUCCAAGUUGCGCUGCUGGAAGGUUCCCAACCAAAGCUGAUCCUCGAUCAUGUUGUUGGCGGCAAGGAAAAGGAGCCGAAGAAAAAGGAAUUGGCUCUGACAGCUGGUGGCGAAGCAGUCGCUGCUCCCCUGGACAAAGGGAAGACAGUUGCGCCUAUGGCCAAGACUUUUGGUCCCCUCACCGUCCGCAACAUUGGGCUUUCUGUAUCUGGUGCGAGAUAUAGUAAAGUCAGCCUGUCUCUAGAUGCCAGUGUUCAGCUCGGGCCGCUCGCAUUUGCCCUGCUAGGUUUCACCAUCACCCUUGACCUCAGCGUCCUCACCAAUCCAGACAAGCUGGCAUCAAUCAUCACAGACGUCGGUAUCAACGGCAUGGCUGUCGCAUAUGACAGACCACCCACGAGAAUUGCGGGCAUGGUGACUCAAUUCGACAACAGAGGCAUCUCCAAGGGCUUCCAAGGUGCCAUUUCUGUCAGCCUCGACACAUGGUCCGCUAUAGCAGGCGGGAGAUAUGAGGAAUUAUACCCAGACUUCGCCAUUAAGUCCUUUUCUCUCUUUGGAAUGGUUCAAGGACCGAUUGCGGAGUUUGGCGCUGCCGAAAUCAACGGCUUGACCGGCGGCUUUGGAUAUAACUCGCGGCUCCAAGUGCCCGCAGAUGCCUCCGGGGUGGCCAACUUUCCCUUCAUUGCCCUCAACAAAAGCGGCUCACAAGGUGGUUCCGCAAUGGAUCAGAUGAAUCUCAUCUUGGCUGGAGGAGUCAAAGACGCCAUUUCACCUGCCAAUGAAGAGAUGUGGUUUGUAGCUGGUCUCGGCAUCAAAGCGUUCCAGACAUUUGAGGCGCAGGCCAUCUUCGCCUUAACACUUGACGAACAUCCAAAGUUUACUGUUCUAGCUACGGCUACAGCCGUCUUUCCCAAGCCUCCUAAAGGAAUCUCGCACUCGGAUGAUCCCUUUGGGAACGCAUUUGUCGUUGUUGAUAUCGCUCUGUCAUGUGUCAUCGACCCUUUUCACGGGACCGUCAUCGCAACAGGCGAAUUGACUCCCGUUUCCUUCAUUUUGAACCGAGAGUGUAAGCUGACAGGCUCUUUCGCAUUGGCCUACUUUCUCCCCAACUCGCCCCACGAUGGCGACUUCGUCUUCUCAAUAGGCGGCUACCAUCGAGACUUUGACAAGCCGUCUCAUUAUCCAGACGUCAGAAACCGCGUCGGAAUCUCGUGGAAGUAUGACAGUCACUUGUCCAUCAAGGGAGAGUCCUAUUUCGCCAUCACGCCUCACGCCGUCAUGGGGGGCGGCAGACUCGACAUGACCUUUGAGAAAAGAUUGCUUGGUGAUAAGCUCUGGGUACACAUUGCCUUCACGGCAUAUGCGGAUUUCCUCAUGAAGUUUCACCCCUUUUCUUUCCAAGUCGAUGUCACUGUGGUGUUCCAAGCACGCGGAGCAUUGGACCUUUGGCUGUAUACCCAGAAUCUGGGGCCCAUCACUCUGUCUGCCAGCCUGUCAUUAUGGGGGCCGCCGUUGGCUGGCGUGGCAAAGCUGAGACUGUGCACGUUCCAGAUCGAAGUCGCCUUUGGUCCAGGGUUCUGCAAGCCGAGCCCCUUGAGUCUGGACCAGUUCGUGCGAGUAGCAAAGAAUCUUCCCGCCGAGGAAUCUGCCACCGAAAAGAAUGUGCCGAACCAUAUCAUCAACGUAACCGCUGGCAAGGUGAAGACAGGCGAAGGUGCAAACACAGGGCCUAUUGAGAUCUCUGCCGCAGGGGUUCUCGUCCAAGUGCAAUCCAGAAUGCCUGUCCUGAGUGCUGAAAUAAGCGGCCAUGCGGAACCUAAACUGAGCGUCGUCAAGAACAGCAACGGAGAGGACAUCACACCGAGAAUAUUCGCCAGGCCGAUGCAGCUGCAGCAGCAAUUCAAGCAGUCUCUUUUGAAGGUCACUUUACGACGGACUAAUGGCAGCGAUACUAUCGACUUGGACGCGAACCCCCUCAUCCAGAGCUUGCCUCCUGCACUUUGGGGAGAGAACAUCGAUAAGCCGGACCUUGCCUCUCUUCGUGUGCCUAUGAUCUCGCAUGUGGUCGGAUACACUCUGUCUUUACGUCCAAAGACGGGCAGCUUGGAGGGUAUCCCUGCCAUCUCGGUGACCGAUUUCAACGCGGUGGAUGUUGGAAAGGACGACGCUUAUUCCGUCCCGCCUAUUGAGCGGGUGAUGUAUUUUGCUGACAAUGAAAGCUUCCAAUUGGCUUGUGGUGCAACCAUACAGGUUGAGAAUGAGGAAAAGAAGGAGGAGGAAGAGAAAAAGAAGAGGAAAGCCACAAGGAGGAAGAAGAAGGAUGCCUUUGCAGCGUGGGAUCGAUUCAAGAGUGUGUGUUCGGGAGGUGGCCUUGCCAAAAAGGUGCAGCUGGGCAAGAUAUUUGCAGCAACUCAGCGAGUAACGGCAUAA
Trichoderma citrinoviride is the source of this 6743-nucleotide messenger RNA. RefSeq lists its product as hypothetical. NCBI's taxonomy places the organism in Eukaryota, Fungi, Ascomycota, Sordariomycetes, Hypocreales, Hypocreaceae. The record is from RefSeq and is a predicted model, not a curated record. The transcript has 3 exons. Bases 15 to 6743 code for a protein of 2242 amino acids.